Molecule: messenger RNA, 2213 nt
Organism: Aspergillus caelatus
Lineage: Eukaryota; Fungi; Ascomycota; Eurotiomycetes; Eurotiales; Aspergillaceae
Exons: 2
Coding region: 406-1980 (524 amino acids)
Source: RefSeq, a predicted model, not a curated record
CCACGGUACUGUCACCGCCGGUAUCCGUUCAACUAUUGCUUCAGCCCCAAUCCUCGACAUAUUCUCCGCCGGUCCCCUAUUUACACAUCACUCUUUCGGGCCGCUUCCUUGCUUCCCCUUUCUUCCCACCGGCCGAGCAACUGCCCGCAGCGUCCUCAGCACCCCCCCCCCGGACCACCUCCCAACCCUGAGCCGAACCCGCUGCUCGGCUUGCACUUCGUGAUCUUGAGGCAAAGGUGCCCGGUGGCUGGUGCUUAAGGUUCUGCAUGCAUUGGGAUGGCAUGAUCGGGGAGAAAUAUAGCGAAUUCAAUCUCUUUAAUCUCACCAGACAAGUACACCUGUACCCUCAACUUGGUUCCAGCUGGACUGGCCUUGUUUCCUUGAGUUAAUUUCAUUGCUGUUGGAAUGGCGGGAGCGGCAGCGGCAGCAUUCUCUUCAGAUGUUUGGUUGUCGUCCGGUGUAGAUUCAAACCAGCACCAGUGGGAGUUUUCAGUCCCGCUUACACCAAAUAGUACCGUUCGUCGUUCUAAGUCCCGGUCUUCAUACGAGUCCACCAACCGAUCAAGACGUAAUUCUAGGGGAUCCCGUAGCUCCUCACUGUCAAAACAUGCCUACGCACAUGAGUUAGGAUAUAUGAAUUCUCGAGGACGAAGAGAUGUUAGCCAUGGCCGGCGCGGAAGCGAGGCUGGGAGCUCGCGAGAUGUCUAUGGACAGGAUGCGAUGAGUCGCAGCAUUGGCAAUUUCAGGAACUCGGAGGAUACAUAUAAUGGAUCUCUAAGGAAGAGUGAACUGAAAGAAGGUGCCAGACCAUACCCGGAAGACGCAGACGAUACAAACUGGAUCCAUCGUGACAAACUAGCGAAAAUCGAAAGUGAAGAGUUGCAGCAGAUCCUCUUCCAGCGCCGAGUAGGAUCUGGGAGUAUUAGGUCCGGGCGUGGAAGAAAUCAUGAUAUGCACCAUAAUGAGGUUACGACACCGCCGAUAGAACAAAUGGAGCCCUGGCCAAACCUGGAAGGUCAACGAGAGAUCGCUGGCUCCCCGACCGGUCUCGAUAAUGACACACGCGGCAACUGGGACCUUCGCAAGCCUGAGGAGAUCGCGGCGGACGACGGCGCAUCUAGCAUAUACCACAACCCUGCUCUUCGCAAGAGCUCGUCUCGAAUCCCCAUUCCCACUGCUAGCACCGCGCCUUUGAACCGUUCGCGUGCGAAUACCAUUAGUGACGAGGAGACCCUGUCAUUUGGUAUGCCUCGCAGGGCUAGUGAGCCUAUCACGGUAGAUUUGACGAAUGCCUCGCCCCCGGCUGCUGGGAGCCGGCCCGCUAGCCGGGGUGUCCAAGCCCAGAUUAACGCAGCCAAGAAGACGCCCGCUAAGGGUGCGGCUGGCACUGGGACUCGGAAAACAUCCGCUCCUGCGUCAACAAGGAGGCCUCCUCCCCGAAGUCGUACUACGUCCAAUAACAAUUCUCAGCGUCAGGGAAAGCCGGGCGAUCGUCCGAAAACUGCUGUCAACCGCCCUGAAGGGGACCCCCCGUGGCUGGCGACCAUGUACAAGCCAGACCCGCGUCUACCCCCAGAUCAGCAAAUGCUGCCCACUCAUGCGAAACGGAUGCAGCAAGAGGAGUGGGAGAAAGAGGGCAAGACACCAACUACGUAUGAUCGCGAGUUUGCUCCGUUAGCGGUUGGUCAUGAUGGUCCAAGGCCUGUGGAGAGUACUGAGAAGGUGGAGGAUCCAGAGAAAAAGCAAGAGCCAACGCCUUCGCAGCCCCAGCCCAAGCCCGAACCACCAAGCGCACCGAAGACCCCAGACCCGAUCACCCGACCAAAUACAGGCACUGGGUAUAGUCCUAUGCCCAAACUGCAAGAACCUUCCCAAGCGGCUCCCCAAGCGGCACUGACACCCAAAUGGAGUCCGCCCGUUGUGACGGCAGAGCCACCGCCGCCAAAGGAGAAGGGUUGCGGAUGUUGCAUUGUGAUGUGAUGUUUCACAUCGUACUUCUUUCCCAAGCUAUUCGUCAUUUUGAUGGCGACGUAUUCUUAAUUUUCCCUCGGAAUUCUUACCCCCGUUUCGCAUUAUAUUCCUUCGGUUAGCGUGUCAUGUUGGUUGUUGUUGAUCACCAGUGCUCUCUGCUUUUAGGACCUUUUUAAUUCCCUGUCCAUUUUAUUGUCGCCCCAUCCGGAUUUUCCAAUUUCUUGCGUUGUGGCUAGUCGCUC